UGGUAUGAACGCAAAGUAAAUGGGAGAGCCCAAACCUAUUCUUCAUUUCUCUCCGUUUUCGCUUCUUCCGCAACUCAGAACCAAACCCUGAACGGAUUAGACUCCAUUUUUGAGGGUUUUUGAAGAUGGGUCUCUCAAAUUUCCCCCCUUCAGCCGAAGGAGUGUUGCUGUUACCAGUUCUAGUGAUGAACACAGUCAUGUCGAUGGCUUUCUUGAAGAACUUGGUGAGAUCUGUGCUACAAAUGAUGAGCGCCAACCCCUCGAGUUCUGUGGAUGAAUAUGAACAGGAGAGUGGAAGAGGAAGAAGAAUCUCCAUUACCCAUUUCAAAUCCUUACGCCAAAGCUUCAAUGGCGGAACAGAGACUGAAAAUUGCUCUGUUUCGAGGUGUUCUGUGGCAGAGUGCUCUGUUUGUCUUUGUGGAUUUGAAGCUGAUGAGGAAGUUAGUGAGUUGUCUUGUAAGCAUUUUUUUCAUAAAUCUUGUCUUUCUAAAUGGUUUGAUAAUCAGCAUGUUACUUGCCCUCUCUGUCGCUCCAUUCAAUAGAACGCAACUUUUUUAAGGAAAUUUUUGUGUUCUGUUCU
Molecule: messenger RNA, 580 nt
Organism: Cucurbita pepo subsp. pepo (vegetable marrow)
Lineage: Eukaryota; Viridiplantae; Streptophyta; Magnoliopsida; Cucurbitales; Cucurbitaceae
Product: putative E3 ubiquitin-protein ligase XERICO
Molecular function (GO): zinc ion binding
Source: RefSeq, a predicted model, not a curated record